Messenger RNA from Symsagittifera roscoffensis, 4527 nucleotides. RefSeq names its product trafficking protein particle complex subunit 8-like. Gene Ontology annotation, cellular component: TRAPPIII protein complex. The record is from RefSeq and is a predicted model, not a curated record. The transcript has 4 exons. The coding region runs from base 142 to 4215 and encodes 1357 amino acids. NCBI's taxonomy places the organism in Eukaryota, Metazoa, Xenacoelomorpha, Acoela, Convolutidae.
GCAAAAAUGAAAAAGCGGUGAUCAUCCAAAUUCAAUACCUGAUACCUGAAGUAAAUCAUCUGCUCCAGUUAUACGAAUAGAAGUACUGAUAACUUAUCCACAUGCUCCAGAGGUGAACAGUGCUAACAUUUCCGAAGUGAGAUGUCGGUGAACGAAGUGCGUGGCGUUGAUUUGAUCACUCAAGUGUUCAGUCCAAGAGUGGCGCUCUUGUCUUCGACUGGGGCGGAAAAACUGGCCCAGAAGAAUAAUUUAUCUCUGGUGCAACUGUUGAGACCUUUUGCUCAGAUGAGAACUGAAGCGGCUCUUAGAGAUCCAUACAACAACACUGUCCAUGAGGUCAGAAACCUGAAGUUAAAAUUUGAACUGAUGGAGAGCAACGACCUCGUGCCAGACUCUUCAACUGUCACCCAGCUUCUCAACGCCGUAGUUUCAGAUUCCCUCUCAAAGAUCAAUGGAGCCAAGGUUAACUCCAAAUAUGGUUCCUACAACUUAAACAUGCAUUCAUCAGCGCCCUGGUUCGAAUCAUUCCGAAACCAUUUUAUGCGUACGUUGCCAGUAUCCCAACACGAGUUCACAAGGCAUUUCGUGGCAUGUCUUCUAGUCGUCUCCUCAUCAGAACCCGAUCCAAAAACUCAGUUUGCUAACCUAGAAAAGCAAUUCAGAGAAAAUCUAGCCGAAUUUGGAUCGCAGCGUUGGUUUACAUCGGAUAUUUUGUGCUGCCGUGUUUUGAUUCACGACGUUGCGGAAGGAGACGAGAAAGCGGCCUCGGAGUUAAUUCAGGAACUUAAAAAUGAAAUCGGCCGUGGACCUCAUUUAAGCUACCUGCUUUCUAUAAACAGUCGCAGGGUAUUUGAAGUACAAGAAAUAGUAAAAAGCAAUAACAAAUACGGGCCCAAAAUGGUGGAUCCGUGGAAACGCUUUCUAUUCGAUAACCUCAAACAACCUACUCAAAAAGCGAUCAAAAGUAAAAGUGCUGACCGGGGAUCGAAUCUGGAUGCGUCGAAUGGCAGUACAGAAUCUUCACAGAUUAGACAUCCACUUGAUAUGCCUCAAAGUCCAAACGGAGUUUCAGACCCAGACUCUUCGCCUGAUAGUUUCGCACCGAUUACCGGAGAAAAUUCAUAUCACGGUUUGUAUUUGACAUCAGCCGACCAGGAGGUAAUAAGAUCCUUUGUUGAUGAGUUUAUAAGACGUGCACUUUUGCCUCACUACGAAAAGCAGAUCAGAAGUUUGUAUGAUCAACUUGUGGCGAAGAAGGCGAUCUCGAAAUCGUUUUUCUCUGCUACCAAAAAGUGGUUUGCAAGUGGCAGAACGGCGAACUACCCGAUGCAUUUCGGAUCCGCGGAGAGCUCGAACUUCUACCCUCCAGAAGCUUCGGAGGUGCAGCUUCGGAAACUGGGAGACUUAGCGUUUCUAUUCCAAAUGUACGACAUUGCCUAUAACAUCUAUUAUCAGUGUAAGGGCGAUUUCUCAAGCGACGGCGCACAUCUAUUUUAUGCCGGAAGUUUAGAAAUGACAGUUUUUUGUCAGUUCAUGCUUGGGAAAUCAUUGACGACAAGUUAUAUUGACACUGCAGUUUCAGCUUAUCUUUACCAAUGUAGAAAUUACAACUAUGCGUUGAGAUGCUGUUUGCUUUGUAGUGAAAUUUUGCUCUGCAAGUCAGUUUUUCUAGAAGCCAGCACAAAUUUUCUGAAACUCACUAGUGAAGAAUCGGAUUUAAAAAGCGCUCUGUUGUUGGAGCAAGUUGCAUUUUGCUAUAUCAAUGCAAGAGGGUUCCCGAAGCCUAGAAAGUUUGCGUUUUACAUGAUAUUAGCGGGUUACAGAUACAACAAAGCGGAUCAGAAACAUCAUCUUUUGAGAACUUAUGAGUUGGCUCAGCAAGUUUUCAAAAAUUCAACUUGGUCGCAUGCGGAAGACAAUAUUAAUUUGACUAUUGCUAAGCACUCGCAUAUUGUCGGAAAGUUAGAUAUAGCAACACAGUCUUAUUUGCACCUGCUGACAAAAAAUUCAAUGGACAAAUCUAACCAACAGGCAAAUUUUUUCCAGGAUUUCAUAACUUGCUUUAAAGAGUACAUAGAGUUUAAGCGAGAUUCGAGUUCGGCAAAAUUGUCUGAAGUAAUGUUGCCUUAUAUUAAUUCUCAGGCUGUGGUGGUAACUUACGGAGCCUUGCAGCGGGAUUCAAAUUUCGAAGCACAUUUCAUACAAAGUUCACAUUGGGUCAGUUUAGAAAAAGCUGCGACCUUGUUUGUAACGAAAGCCAAAACUAUUCCGAUUACUUGGAAACCUUCCAUCCAGGUACUAAGCCAGACGACAGUGAAUAAUAUCAAGCCAAGAACAGCCAGAAACGAACCGGUUAAAAUUAAGUUACAACUUGAAAAUACGAUGAAGUUUCAUCUUUAUCUGGAGAAAAUUCACCUUCUUUGGAAUCUAAAACGAACAGAUUGUGAAGAUUUGAUAGAAAACGAAAGUGAUAUAUUAGAGGGGAAUAAAUACAUUAAGACGGAGGUUAUAAACGAGUUGUCUUUUGAUAACUUGGAGAUCAAAAGUGUGAGUUUGGGCAUUAUUCCGUGUGUCGAGGGCGAUGUUAAUAUUGUGGGCGUGGCUUACAAUCUCUGUUCUGGUGCUGCAGAUACGACUUUCAACCGGAAAACUGUCAGGGUGAAACAGAAUCUGAAUGUAGUAGGUCCCAAACUGAACUCGACUCGGGAUGACAGGCUAGCCAAUGCCAGGGGUCCAGACUUCAGGCUGCAAUUCACAGUAGUGUCCCCCCAGCCACUCCUGGAAGUCCAAUUCUCACCCCUCCCCUCUGAAAUACUGUGCGGAGAGCUACACACUGCUAGGGUGACAUUCCACAAUCGAGGUCAGAUCCCUAUAAAUUCCCUCGUCGUCUCUUCCAAAGAUGUCGGUUACUUUGCCUUCGGACACGCGGACCCAAACAUGUUAGGUAGUGUUCAAAACGGUGCUCAGUUCUCACCAAACUCAGUGGCAGAAGUUUUCGAACUUACCUUACCGGAGGGAGUUUUACUACCUGGUCAGGGAAUCACCAUGUCCUUUUGGAUCCGAGGAAUGACUAAUGCUGGUCGAUAUUCUAUAUCGUUGUUGUUUCUGUACAAGAACAAAACCUCAGACUCAGCUAUGCCGCAUAGAAUUGUGAAGAAGUCUUUUGAGAUUGAAGCGCGACAAUCGCUAUCGGCCAACUGCAUCAAAAACAGAAAUUUCGACCAGUCCUUUCAACUUGUUUUCUCCCUGCAUAAUCUCUUACAAAACUUAAACAGUCAAUGUUUAUCUUCGUUUACUCUAGCUACCUUAAUAUGUGUGAGUAAAAAGUGGAUAAUUAAUAGGUCACAAAAUGGCAUUGUGGUCGAUACAAGUAAGAUCAACGAACAAGAGCAGCUGAAUUUUGAGGUCAGAUUAGACAGAAUUGUCGGCGAGGAAGAUAACGUCAUAUCGAUAAUCUCGAGUGAAACUCCGAGCGAAGUGAAACUAAUUCCGUUUAAUGAAUUCCUUGUCCGAAACUCGGUAAUGUUUCCAGAGAUCAAAACGACGAUUCAAAGUCCGAAGAAAAGUGGAGAAUCUAAAGUCCAUCCGUUAAGCUACGCUGGAAGCUCGGUGAAAACAGCAAUUAAAGCAAGCGUUGAUGUCACCUUCAUUUUUGAAUGGAAAGUCAAUAUCGAAACUCCAGAGAAGAAAGUGCAAACUUCAGGUAUGCAUUAUUACACUUUGGAUGAAAUUGACUAUGAGAAAUCGGAUUCGCCUAUACCUGAUGUUGCUUUGUCGCAAAAUGCAAAUUUGCCCUACCUUGUGAGAUACGAAAUGAAAUACGACUCAAAUUUGGAAUACCGAAUCGAAAAAUCGUUUGCGAAAGUUGACGUUUCAGUUCAGUUUUACAACUGCAGCGAGCAACUGGUCGAGGUCAAAUUGUUUUUGCCCGAAAGCCCAACACCCUCCUCGGUUUUCAGUCUGGAUAAAUUGGGUUUGAGAGAGAGUUUUUCGUUUUGGUGGGUCUGUAAGUCAACUUGGGUGCUCUCAUUGCCCGCCUUGGGGCGAAAAGAAAUCAAACUGAAGGCUUGUUUUUUCAAACCAGGAACGUAUAAUCUGAAUAACGUGUCAGUGUUAGCCUCAUUUAACUCGACGGUUUACAAAUUUGUGGAACAAGAUUGCAUGUCGGCGACGUUUAUCACAAUAAAACCGAGUUUGAAUCCCGAACUGCCGUGAAAUAACAAAAAUUGCUCAAAUGAGUUUGACAGAUUGGGUUCCUGGAAUACAUUCAAUAUAUGUAAUUUAAUUGUGUUAAUUUUUUCAAAUUCUUUUUCCUUUUGCCACAAAACAAUUCAUGGUAACAUGUGUUCACUUAUAUUAUGUAGCUUUGCCUAAUUUCUUUGGAUAGAUUUCAAUUUUAGUCCAUUUGGCUCGAAGGAUGAUUAUUCUUUGUUUAAAUUGUAAAUUGAGUAGUUAAUUAAAAUUGAGUAUAAUGAUUUGACAUGUGAUACAUACGAUACUUAUAUAAAUUGGGAGAAUAUUUUUUCA